AUGUCUCCCAAGGAUCUUUCCGUCGAGGAGUCUGUCUUCAGAUUCCUGUUACCAUUAUCAGGCUCAUCACCAGCUCUAGAUGUUCCCAAAGAGGAUUCUCUCUUCGGAUCACCGGUGUUGGCCCCAAAAUCACCACCAGCUCCAGAUGUUCCCAAAGAGGAUUCUCUCUUCGGAUCACCGUUGCCCCCAAACUCACCACCAGCUCCAGAUGUUCCCAAAGAGGAUUCUCUCUUCGGAUCACCGACGUUGGCCCCAAACUCAUUACCAGCUCCAGAUGUUCCCGCAGAUGAGCCUCUCACCUGCCUACCGGUGUUUUCCCUAAGCUCACCAACAGCUGCAGAUGAGCUUCUCCCCUGGUCACCGAGGUUGCGCCCAAACCCAUCAACAGCUCUAGAUAUUCCCGCAGAUGAGCCUCUCUCCUGGUCAACGAUGUUGUCCCCAUACCCGUCAACAGCUCUAGAGCCUUCCGCAAUGGAGUCUUCCUCCAAUACACCUGUACCACAAGAGCCUUCCGCAAUGGAGUCUUCCUCCAACUCACCUGUACCACAACCACCUGUCUCGUCGGAUGAGGGACCCAUCGCCAUAAUGAAGGAAUCCCUCCGUUCUUCUCAGGAAAAAGCAGUAAGGGCGCUGGCCGACGGAGAGUCGCCCCAAAUCGACUUUAAGCCUGAGAAUUGGGGACUGGAUGAGGCAAAAGUAGACAACAUCAAACAACAGACGAAUCGCAUCAUCAAGACAUACGCCCGCAUUCCAAAGCCAGAGAGGAACAGGGUUCCUAAAAAGCUAAAAGACAAAGAACCAGAGUUCGACCUUGGGGAUGCCAUGGAGCGCCUCAGAGCUCGGCGCACGUUGAAAACUGUUGACCGACUGAAACUGAGUGAAAAACAACGAAAUGCUGUGGUGAUCCAGGGUCGACGAUUCAUUGCAGAAGAGCUAGCGAGAAGACGCCAGAAGAAACAAGAGGAAGAGGCAGAGAACAUGAAUGCCAUGAACUACAGGUACUGGCAGAAUGGCACCAAUGGCACCAAUGGCACCAAUGGCAUCAAUGGCAUCAAUGUUAUGAAUAUCAUGAACGGUAUGAAUGUCAUGAAUGGCAUGAAUGGCAUGAAUGGUAUGAAUGCCAUGAACUACAGGUACUGGCAGAAUGGCACCAAUGGCACCAAUGGCACUAAUGGCAUCAAUGUUAUGAAUAUCAUGAACGGUAUGAAUGGCAUGAAUGGCAUGAAUGGCAUGAAUGGCAUGAAUGGCAUGAAUGGCAUCAAUGGUAUGAAUGCCAUGAACUACAGGUACUGGCAGAAUGGCACCAAUGGCACCAAUGGCACCAAUGGCAUCAAUGUUAUGAAUAUCAUGAACGGUAUGAAUGUCAUGAAUGGCAUGAAUGGCAUGAAUGGUAUGAAUGGUAUGAAUGGCAUGAAUGGCAUGAACUACAGGCAGUGGCAAUAA
Molecule: messenger RNA, 1443 nt
Organism: Fusarium poae
Lineage: Eukaryota; Fungi; Ascomycota; Sordariomycetes; Hypocreales; Nectriaceae
Exons: 1
Coding region: 1-1443 (480 amino acids)
Source: RefSeq, a predicted model, not a curated record